GUCAACUGGUCGAAGCUUGACGUAUCAAAAGGGCGUCUUUGGAAGAUAGGAGAGGCCGACUUCUCGCGCUCGUCUGUUAGGGUUUCUUCUCCGCCUCUGCGAUCAUCCGCCCGUGUUAUUUAUUGAAAAUGUCAGAACCAGAGGAAUACAGCUGCUUUAUUGGCAGUUUGUCGUGGACAACAACUGAUGGAGGUUUAAAGGAGGCAUUUCAGAAAUUUGGCCAUCUUACCAAGGCAAAGGUUAUUCUUGACAAGUUUUCUGGUCGCUCUCGUGGAUUUGGCUUUGUCACUUUUGAUGACAAGGAAGCUAUGGAAGACGCUAUUGAAGCCAUGAAUGGAAUGGAUCUGGAUGGACAAUCGAUUACCGUGGAAAGAGCUCAACCCCAUGGUCCUGGUCGCAGGGAUCGUGAUUCAGGUCGUGACUUUGAUCGAGAUCGUGCUCGUGAGCGUGGCUGGGGUCGGGAUUCUGGUGGUAGCAGACGAGGUUCAGAUGGUGGUGACUGUUUUAAGUGUGGGAAGCCUGGUCAUUUUGCAAGAGAAUGCCCUUCUGGUGAUGGUGCAAGAGGAGAUAGGUAUAGUGGCAGAGAUGACAGGUAUGGGGGUGGUCGUGGCAGUAAUAACCGAUAUGGACCUGACCGGAAUGGGGACCGCUUCUCUGCACGAAACAGAGAUGGAGGAAGCCAUGGGGGCACAGGAGGUGAUCGAUAUAAUCGUGAUCGGUCUGGUCCAUAUGAUCGGCCUAGUGGAGGUGGCGGCGGCUACAGAACUUGAUCUUAUUGCUUCUGUUACAGGAUGGUGUUGUCUAGCCACUUCAGGGCAUGGACUGGUUCAGAUGUUAAUGUUGCUUUGAUACGGUGCAUGUUCUUGCUGGAAAGCUACUGCUUCUUGAUACUUAGAUGUUUAUGCAUUUGCUCGUUGGAUUCUAUGGUUUGGUAAGAUCUUUUAUCA
Molecule: messenger RNA, 947 nt
Organism: Musa acuminata AAA Group (dessert banana)
Lineage: Eukaryota; Viridiplantae; Streptophyta; Magnoliopsida; Zingiberales; Musaceae
Product: glycine-rich RNA-binding protein RZ1A
Exons: 4
Coding region: 129-770 (213 amino acids)
Molecular function (GO): zinc ion binding; RNA binding
Source: RefSeq, a predicted model, not a curated record